CACACUCUGCCCCCAAACAGCUCCAAAAUCGGUUGUCGUCGCGAAAAGUGCGAAUCGAGUGCAUAUUUGCUGCAAAAAGAAGCGAGAACACGGUGACGUGACGAAAGCAUUCGAGUGACGAAGAGUGCGAGCGCGCUGCAUUUGUUUACGAUUCCGAUUCCGAUGCCAUUGGUCAAUUGGUAAGGGGCUUUGGGAAGUGUAAGAGGAAGAGCGUGCGGCGCGGCAAGUAACGAAAGAAGAAGAAGCAGCAGCAGCAGGGCACACGCAACGUGCAACAUUGUGUGCGAGCGUGUGUGCGUGUUUGUUUGUUUGUGUGACAAAAAUACAACAAGUGCAAGCAACAAUAGUUAGCGGCAGCAACAACAACAGCACCGAAACUCCUUGCCAGAACGAGACAGCAAUAACAACAGGAGUGCGAAAGCGGGAGAGAAAGAGAGACAGCUGUUAUUGUUGUUGUUGUUGCUUUACAAUGUUUAAUGGGAAACCUGCCGCCAAAACAACAACAAAUCAGGUAUGACGGAGGAAAUAACCGGCGAUUGGAGCUACUACGUGUAUAUAUCGCUGACGUUGGUUCCAGUCUAUUUGGCAUUUCGGCUCAUUAAGUCGCUGGGCUGGCAGCUCUUCGUCAACAACUGAGCAAACAUCUGGACCCGAAACUGUAGCUCAAGCUGAAGCUGAAGCUGAAGCAACAUAUAUCUGUGGCACAAACUGAAACUGAAGUUGCAGCCGUCAUCAGGGGAAUCCGUCGUCGCGGAAAAAAGGAAAAAGACGAGCGCGGCCAAAGUCGAUGAGCGUGUUAUCAAUGUGUAUAUAUAUUUUGUAAGAAUGCAAUAAAUGGAAAGCCAGGACUAGAAGGCGGCAGAACAAGAGGAGUGAUAAAUAGGGGAACCUGCGGCAGCUGCUAGGAUUGCCAGUUGGACAGUCGGGACACUGCCAGGAUUGCCAGGAUCGUGUUCUGUUGUGUUAUGCUGCGUUGUUGUUGGCCAAGCCAACCGUUGUUGUUGCUGCUUCUGGCUGGCCAAAAAGGAGCAAACAAAAGGCGAGGCGAUGCAAAGCAAUCAACGUCAUAAGCAGGAGCAGCAGCAGGACCAGAACCAGCACCAGAAACAGGAACAGAGACCAGAACACAGACCGGAACAGGACCACCAAGACCGUGGACGGAGUUAUUGUGGUGGCACCGCCAAGCCGCCGCCGCAUCAGCAUCAGCAUCAGCAGUAUCCUGCACUAUAGGCACAUCACCGCCAGCCCGUCCAACACCCAACAUACCGCAUCCUCCCGAUAUUCCCACCCUCCGCAUCCUUGGCAAACAAGAGGAGCUGGCAUCACAAGGAGCAACACGGCAAACGGGGCACUAGCAACAGCAACAGCAACUGCCUUGCUAUAGCAAAAGCAAAAGCCAAAGCAAAACUCUCGCUUUGAGGACCUCAAGAAAACCAAUUUACAUAUUUAAGCUUUGGGCAAACGUAGAUGCGGAGUAGCAACUAGACGCAAUCAAUAGGAGCUGGGAUAAGAAAAAAUACCGACGAGUGGGCGCCUCCGGGAAGAAGAGAGCAGCACUCCACACCACUCCACCCCACACACCAGAUCAGAUCAGAUUGGAGAAGGCCAGGAGUAGACCACAUCAUCGUCAUUCGCCGUCAUCCGAAUCAAAGGCCAGUUAUCUGCGACACCUAGACCAUCGCCAGAAUGCGACUGCCAUAUCGAAAUAAGAAGGUCACCCUGUGGGUGCUCUUCGGCAUCAUCGUCAUCACCAUGUUCCUAUUCAAAUUCACCGAACUGCGGCCCACAUGCCUCUUCAAGGUGGACGCCGCCAACGAGCUCUCCUCCCAAAUGGUUCGCGUUGAGAAAUACCUCACAGAUGACAAUCAACGCGUUUAUUCAUACAACCGUGAGAUGCCAUUAAUAUUCAUAGGCGGCGUGCCGAGAUCUGGGACGACUUUGAUGCGCGCCAUGCUGGAUGCCCAUCCCGAUGUGCGCUGCGGGCAGGAAACCCGUGUCAUUCCGCGCAUCCUGCAGCUGCGCUCGCACUGGCUGAAGUCCGAGAAGGAGUCGCUCCGCCUGCAGGAGGCCGGCAUCACCAAAGAGGUCAUGAACAGUGCCAUCGCGCAGUUCUGUCUGGAAAUCAUCGCCAAACACGGCGAGCCGGCGCCGCGCUUAUGCAACAAGGAUCCGCUGACGCUGAAAAUGGGCUCCUAUGUCAUCGAGCUAUUUCCGAACGCUAAAUUCCUAUUCAUGGUGCGCGACGGCCGGGCGACAGUUCAUUCGAUUAUAUCGCGCAAGGUGACAAUCACCGGCUUCGAUUUGAGCAGCUACCGGCAGUGCAUGCAGAAGUGGAACCACGCCAUCGAGGUGAUGCACGAGCAGUGCCGGGACAUCGGCAAGGACCGCUGCAUGAUGGUUUACUAUGAGCAGCUGGUACUGCAUCCCGAGGAGUGGAUGCGAAAGAUACUGAAAUUCCUGGACGUGCCAUGGAACGAUGCGGUGCUGCACCACGAGGAGUUCAUAAAUAAACCGAACGGUGUGCCUCUGUCCAAGGUGGAACGUUCGUCGGACCAGGUUAUCAAGCCGGUUAAUCUGGAGGCGAUGUCCAAAUGGGUUGGCCAAAUACCCGGCGACGUGGUGCGCGACAUGGCCGACAUAGCGCCCAUGCUGUCCGUGCUCGGCUACGAUCCGUACGCGAAUCCGCCGGACUAUGGUAAGCCAGAUGCAUGGGUGCAGGACAACACGUCGAAGUUAAAGGCCAAUCGAAUGCUGUGGGAGAGUAAGGCGAAGCAAGUGCUGCAGAUGUCAUCCAGCGAGGAUGACAACACGAACACCAUCAUCAACAAUAGCAACAAUAAGGAUAACAACAAUAAUCAGUACACAAUCAAUAAAAUUAUACCAGAACAACACAGCAGACAGCGGCAACAUGUACAGCAGCAACAUCUGCAGCAGCAGCAGCAGCAGCAUCUGCAACAGCAGCAACAUCAGCGGCAGCAGCAACAGCAGCAACGUGAGGAGGAGAGCGAGUCGGAAAGGGAAGCGGAACCGGAUCGAGAACAACAAUUGUUGCAUCAAAAGCCAAAGGAUGUCAUUACGAUAAAGCAGCUGCCAUUAGCUGGGAGCAACAAUAACAACAUCAACAAUAACAUCAACAACAACAACAACAACAACAACAUCAUGGAGGACCCCAUGGCGGAUACAUGAUAUCCGCACAUACCCAUAAGACUGCCGCGUGGCAAGCAUUGAAUCUGGCUAACUCUCUUGGCUGCCGAUAAGGACAACGAUAAUGAUAACUGUUGCUGCUGCUGCUGUUGCAAGAAACCAAUUUUAAAUUGUAUUAGCCGAGACCUUUACAUGCUUGAUACAUAUAUGUACGUGUAUUAAUGCUUCGUGAAGUUACAAAAAAAAAAGAAAAAAAAAACAAUUAACAAACAAACAACAGAAUAAGUAGUUACACUCUAAAGAACGUUUCGUGACGAAAAGACUUAAAGUUGCAGGGAGAAAUGCCAAUUUAAAAGCCAACCUCGCCCUACGCCCUUUAAUUCGUAGUAAUUUAAUUUAUGCCUUAAUUAAUAUCUCAUAACUGGAUUUACCUUAAUGCGGGCUGGGCGUUGAAUUAUUAAAUUUAUUGUGCAAUGAAUUGCUUAAUUUGGUCCAUUGAAAUGGUCAGUACAAUUACUAUUACCUUGAUUACCAGCUAAUCGUGUUCAAUUGAUAAGCUACUUAAUUUAAUGAAAAAUUGCAUUCAUAUAAUUUAGUUCGAACUUUCGAUUGAAUGCGAUUUUUUAAAUAAUUUAAAGGCGACUAAAAUAUGAUACGUCUUUUGUUUAAUCGUACGGUUGGCAUUUACCCCUUCCUUCCCAUGUCGUCUCACAGUCAAGAAACGCACUGUAUGCCUAAAUAUUAAUAAAUGUGUUGCAAGAUAAAAUGAUAACCACCAAAAGAAGCUGAAGAAAAAAACGAGAAGUUUUUGCAAUGAAGAAGAUGCAGGAAAUCCAUUGCAUACUCUCACCGACCUCGUUUACAAUAUGAAAAAAAAAAUAACAAAACAUUUUAAUUUAGUUUAGAACUCUUUUUAAGCCUUUUUUGUACGAAUGUUUUUUGAGAGACUCGUGUCGGUUUAUCACUUAGAACCCCCCCCCCCCCCUUUUUUUUGUAUCUGUAAUUGUGUACAUAAAAUAUAAAUAUCUGAAUUAUGUUUCCCACUAAUCGAAUGAAUCUCUACCUGAAAUUCGUCUAUGGGCUCGCGGAAUCUUUAUAGGUUUUUAUAAGGAAUCCAUUACAAUAUAAAAUUAAGCACUGUUUAUAGUUUGCAAACGGUAGGACAAAGCAAAACGAAGUGUUACAUUUUUAACGAAAAGAGCUUUUAAGGUGUUUAGUUUAAUAACUGUAAUCGUAUAUAAAAUAUUUGUUGCUGAUGACAAAGAAAAAAAGACGUGAACUAGUAUAGAAAUACUACAGUUUUGUAAACUUUUUUUUUUGUGUUGCAAUAAAUUGACUGAAUGUAAAGAAAACCAAUUUAAUAAAACCAUAUAUAUAUAUAUAUAUAUAUCUAUAUAAAUGUAUACCUUAAACUGAGUGUCUAAAUGUAAAUGAAAGUUGUAAUAGAUUUUAAAUGUAUAUGUGUGCGUGCAGUUAGUGAGAGGAAUCGAAGGUAGCUAAGCUAAAUUAUUUGGUCUAGGAAAUGUACUUCAAACUCAAAUGGCUGACAUAGAUCAGCAAAAGAACGAGGACACCGAAAAAGCGGUCGGACUUACAUUCAAUGUUUUAUUUGCAAAAGGAGAGAUGACGUCUUUGGGACAGACUGUACUCAAAGACUCGAAGUUUGACAGUUAUUAACGACUGUAUAUUUGGAUUUUGACAGAAUGACAGCGUCUGGGCUAACUGUAUUUUCAACUAUAAAUCUUUCCAUCUUCCUCAGUCAUUUGAAUUUGAAGGUGGUUUUUUUGUAUCCAUUUUUUUUUUUUUUUUUUUGUUGUGGCAAGGUGAAUAUCCUUGCACACAGACAGACACUCACACAGACACACGAGCCUUGUCCGUCCUAACUGCUGUGUGUGUGGGCGAACGGGAUGGCUAUAUUAUGUACUUACUUGCCGUUAGCUUUGUGCUCAAAGAAAACUAUUAAUGAUUGUUUGUUAUAUUUAAUUUGAAGAAAUAAAAUGAGAAUUGCUGACAAUAAAUAAGGAAAAAUGAUUGCUUAGAGGAAAUUGAAGUUUAGUUGAUGGCGGCGAUGGAAAAUACCGCUAGCUCGCUAAAAGCUAAGAGAGAGUUGAAGGAAACAAAAGUCAAACAUAAUAUAAAGGAGAAAAGUUCAUAUAAAUGUGUGUGUUUUUUUUUUUUGUAGUCACAGUGCGUGUCGCAACCAUAAAACUAUUCAGUUUUGUGAUUAAAACCGUAUCGAAUUUGUGAACUAUCAUAAAAAAAAUAUAUAUAUAUAAAUGUGAAACGUAAACUAUUUUUGCUAGCUUUUAAGAUGCAUUUUUUUCUCAAAAUUACGCCUGUAUGUAUGUAAUAUGCAUAACGAUCUUAAUACCCAUGUAUUAUAUAUAUAUUAUAUUGUACAUUUUUUUUUUGUGUGUGGAAUUGCUGCAGUUAGGACAGGAAUCCCAGACACCAAUGUUGAGAAACUAACGAUCUACUUGCAGCUGACAGACAAUCAGAGUUGAAAUGAACUUAAAAUUACACUAUAUUGCACUCCGCUCCGUAAUCCCAAUAUUAUUAACCCAACCCGUUGACCCCGAAAAAUCCAUCAAACCAUAAUUAAACAUAUUUAGCCAAUUGUAAUUCGCGAAAAUAGGUUAACUGUACGCUGCAAAGAUCCGAUAUGGAAACGAAUUAAUUCUAAUUACAACACAUUUUCUGUGCGCAGUUUGUAGCCUAAGAAAAUUGUACAAUAUUGUAUUGAUAACGACAUCCCGGCAAAAGAUAAACGAUGAAUCAAACAAAAAAAAAAAUAUAUAUAUAUAUAUAUCUACGAAAUUAUACUGUACAAGAAAAAUAAAAUCAACUGAGGAAACAAUAAAAGUUAAACAUAAAUGUAAAAUCAUGCAACCG
Messenger RNA from Drosophila melanogaster (fruit fly), 6036 nucleotides. RefSeq names its product tyrosylprotein sulfotransferase (gene Tpst). Gene Ontology annotation, molecular function: protein-tyrosine sulfotransferase activity. Gene Ontology annotation, cellular component: Golgi membrane. NCBI's taxonomy places the organism in Eukaryota, Metazoa, Arthropoda, Insecta, Diptera, Drosophilidae. The transcript has 9 exons. Bases 1687 to 3186 code for a protein of 499 amino acids. The record is from RefSeq and is marked reviewed.